UCUCUCUGUCCCUCUCUCCCUCUCUCUCUCUUUCCCUCUUGCUCUUUCCAAGGAGGCUAUGAGUGGUGAAGUCAUUUCUGUUGGUCCGCUCUUUUUAAACCGGCAGUCCUAGAGAGAAGACUCCACACUCUGUCAGAACAAGAGUACACAAACACACAUUCACACACAUUCGCACACGCACACACAUUCGCGCACCCAGAGGCAGCACCAGCUGAGAACACACUUCGCUCUCAACCUUUUACCAAGGAAAUCCAGGUAUGGCCAACAAGGGUCCCUCCUACGGCCUGAGCCGCGAGGUGCAGAGCAAGAUCGACAAGAAGUACGACCCCGAUCUGGAGGAGAGGCUAGUGGAAUGGAUCAUGGCCCAGUGCGGCUCCGGGGUGGGCCGGCCUGAGGCGGGCAAGCUGGGCUUCCAGACCUGGCUCAAGGAUGGCUGCGUCCUGAGUGAGCUGAUCAACAGCCUGUACAGCAGUGACAAACCCAUUAAGAAGAUCCAGACCUCGGGCAUGGCCUUCAAGCAGAUGGAGCAGGUGUCGCAGUUCCUGAACGCAGCAGAGCGCUACGGAGUCACCAAGACUGACAUGUUCCAGACCGUGGACCUCUGGGAGGGGAAGGACAUGGCUGCAGUGCAGAGGACCCUCAUGGCCCUGGGUAGUCUUGCAGUUACCAAGGAAGAUGGAACUUACCGUGGCGAUCCUAACUGGUUCUUUAAGAAAGCACAGGAGAACCGGCGGGAUUUCUCUGACGACCAGCUGAAGGAGGGGAAGAACGUCAUUGGGCUCCAGAUGGGAUCCAACAGAGGGGCGUCCCAGGCUGGGAUGACAGGGUACGGCCGACCCAGGCAGAUCAUCAACUGAGCCCCUGAAUCCCGCUUCCCUCUUCUUCCCUUUCCUCCCGCCCUGCUCCUACCCCUCCCUCCUUUCCCUGGCCAAUCACUGAAGUUUGGACUAGCUCCACAUGUUCCGAACCUUAAACGAAUGGGUCAGAUUCAUCCAGAACUUCACCAGGCCCCAGUCUGGAUCAAUACAGUGACCAAAUACACAUACACACAUGCAACAGUCUAAAACCACUUUGAGAUUGACCACACUGUAAAGCAACCAACUUUACACAAUACACACUGUGUAUGAAUAAACUGACUGCAGACUAUAAAAUAUUAUGCAUAUAACAAAGCCUUAACCAAAGAUCAAUAGCUGCAUGCACAAUCACACAACUAAGAGGUACUUACUCCCCACUUAAUUACGUCUUUAUGCAUAUUACUGGGUUAUUGACAGUUGUUGAUCCCUUCAAUUGAAAUGUCAAAACUGCCACCUUGGUUAACCAAAAGUUUUAUGAGGAUGCCUAUUUAAAAAGUAAAAGAGACAUAUUGUAUUUGCACUUGUAUUUGAGCAAAAUGAAGUCCAGUGGAAAUGCAAUGCUAAUAGCAUAACUGAGAUCUUUAGUGUCGGAUUAAGUUGGAUGAGAUUUGAAUUUGAGCUGAAAACAUGGAGCUGAGGGUGUGACACAAGCAUGAAUGUUUUUUUUUCCCCUCAUUGGGAAGAACAAAGUAAGAACGCUGUUCCUCAUGCAAAACCUGAAUCCUGACCAGUGCCUUGAGCCCUCCCUUCCACCGCCCAGUGUUUUUGUACAUUGUCUU
This is a messenger RNA of Megalops cyprinoides (Indo-Pacific tarpon), 1633 nucleotides long. It is a transcript of the gene tagln, whose product is annotated as transgelin. Gene Ontology annotation, molecular function: protein binding. Lineage: Eukaryota; Metazoa; Chordata; Actinopteri; Elopiformes; Megalopidae. Bases 258 to 857 code for a protein of 199 amino acids. The record is from RefSeq and is a predicted model, not a curated record. The transcript has 5 exons.